This is a messenger RNA of Ailuropoda melanoleuca (giant panda), 6939 nucleotides long. RefSeq names its product mastermind like transcriptional coactivator 3 (gene MAML3). The record is from RefSeq and is a predicted model, not a curated record. Gene Ontology annotation, biological process: positive regulation of transcription of Notch receptor target; Notch signaling pathway. The coding region runs from base 980 to 4363 and encodes 1127 amino acids. Gene Ontology annotation, molecular function: transcription coactivator activity. The transcript is spliced from 5 exons. Gene Ontology annotation, cellular component: nucleoplasm; nuclear speck. Lineage: Eukaryota; Metazoa; Chordata; Mammalia; Carnivora; Ursidae.
UGUGCGUGCCGCGCCCGCUCCUGCCGGGUGAGAGUCCGGGCCGGGUUUUGCGCCGUGUCCCCCGGCUUGUCUCACGGCCUCCAGCCGCCGCUGCCGUGUUUACUGAGCUCGCGCGUCCUGAUAUCACUCCGCUGGCAUGGAGGAGGAGGAGGAGGUGGAGGAGCGAGAGGAGGAGGAGGAGGCGGCGGCGGCGGCGGCGAGCAGUUGAUCAUUGUGAUGGUGGCAGGAGCAGCGGCGGCAGCGGCAGCCCAGCCGAGCGUUAGGGGCUGCUCUCCGCGCGGCGUUUUGCAAAGGACUUCGCCGAUCUACUUUUGCAGUCGCCUCGGACUGUCCAUGUGUUUACUUCCCCCAGCCCGAGGAUUCGAUAUCUAGGUUCCUGUGAAAUGCAACUGAGCAGCCAAAGUACUUUGAGAACACGGGGCGGCAUAAACACCAAAACUUUUUUGUGGAAGGAAAAUGCAAUAAGCAAGCUUGCCGUUUUCCGAUGCGGUGUGGAGUGAGUGUGUGUCGCGCGUGUCCGCACUGGAGGCAUAUGCUUGUGUGUGUACAUGGGGUGUAUUUUUCGGUACGUAGGGAGAAAAUGCUUGCCAACCACCGGAAAUCUCCUGGAAUUUAUUAGAAAAUAAUGGAUUAUAAAAAGAAGGCAGGAGAGGAGCGGAUCUCCCCUUGAGUUGCAACCCGAUUUGCUGCUGGCUCAGUUUGUUGUGAUUCUUUUUGUUGAUAGGUGUCUGAUGGUAUUCUGAUAACACCCCCCUUUUUUCCCCUCGAGCUUUACAGUUUAAAAAAAGGAAACAAAAAAAAACCCACCCCAAAAUCUCUCCCCCUUUUUUUCGCCCCGUCGGGAUCGCUGUUUCCAUCCAUGUGCUUGCGUCUCCCCCGCGUUCCACUUAAACUAUUUUAAUUCUUGGACCCAAGGAGGAGGCUGAUAGGGGGGUGGAUAAAAAAAAGUUCUUCCAAAAUAGUGUGCCCGGGGAGCAGGAUGGGGGAUUUCGCAGCCCCCGCUACUGCCGCGAAUGGCAGUAGUAUUUGCAUCAACAGUAGCCUGAACAGCAGCCUCGGCGGGGCCGGGAUCGGUGUGAAUAAUACUCCCAAUAGUACUCCCGCUGCUCCGAGUAGCAAUCACCCCGCUGCCGGCUGCGGCGGCGGCGGCUCCGGGGGCCCCGGCGGCGGCUCAGCGGCGGUCCCCAAGCACAGCACGGUGGUGGAGCGGCUCCGCCAGCGCAUCGAGGGCUGCCGGCGGCACCACGUCAACUGCGAGAACAGGUAUCAGCAGGCUCAGGUGGAGCAGCUGGAGCUGGAGCGCCGGGACACUGUGAGCCUCUACCAGCGGACCCUGGAGCAGAGGGCCAAGAAAUCGGGCGCCGGCUCGGGCAAGCAGCAGCACCAGAGCAAACCCCAGCAAGAUGCGGAGGCUGCUUCGGCGGAGCAGAGGAACCACACGCUGAUCAUGCUCCAAGAGACUGUGAAAAGGAAGUUGGAAGGAGCUCGAUCACCACUUAAUGGAGACCAACAGAAUGGUGCUUGCGAUGGGAGUUUUUCUCCAACAAGCAAGAGAAUACGAAAGGACAUUCCUACAGGAAUGGACACCAUCAACAUGCCACUGCCUUCAGCUUCUCCUCUUCACCAACUUGACCUGAAGCCUUCGUUGCCCUUGCAGAAUAGUGGAACUCACACUCCUGGGCUUCUAGAAGACCUAAGUAAGAAUGGUAGGCUUCCAGAGAUCAAACUUCCUGUCAACGGUUGCACUGACCUGGAGGACAGCUUCACCAUCCUGCAGAGCAAGGACCUCAAACAAGAGCCUCUAGAUGACCCUACUUGCAUAGACACAUCAGAAACAUCUCUUUCAAAUCAGAACAAGCUGUUCUCAGACAUUAACCUGAAUGAUCAGGAGUGGCAAGAAUUAAUCGAUGAGUUGGCCAACACAGUUCCUGAAGAUGACAUACAGGACCUGUUCAACGAAGACUUCGAAGAGAAGAAGGAGCCCGAAUUCUCACAGCCGGCCACGGAGACCCCUCUCUCCCAGGAGAGUGCGAGUGUGAAGAGCGACCCCUCUCACUCUCCUUUUGCACACGUCUCCAUGGGAUCCCCGCAGGCGAGGCCCUCGUCUUCUGGCCCUCCCUUUUCUACCGUGUCCACGGCCACAAGUUUACCUACGGUCGCCAGCACUCCCGCAGCUGCAAACCCCGCAAGCUCACCAGCAAACUGUGCUGUCCAGUCCCCUCAGACUCCGAACCAAGCCCACACUCCAGGCCAAGCCCCACCUCGGCCUGGAAACGGUUAUCUCCUUAAUCCAGCGGCCGUGACCGUGGCGGGCUCCGCGUCGGGCCCAGUGGCCGUGGCCAGCUCCGACAUGUCCCCAGCGGAGCAGCUCAAGCAGAUGGCUGCGCAGCAGCAACAAAGGGCCAAGCUCAUGCAACAGAAGCAGCAGCAGCACGCCAACCAGACUUCCAGCUGGUCUCCCUUAGGGCCCCCGUCCAGCCCCUACGGAGCAGCUUUCGCUGCGGAAAAACCAAAUAGCCCACUGAUGUACCCCCAAGCCUUUAACAACCAAAACCCCAUAGUGCCUCCCAUGGCCAACAACCUGCAGAAGACGACAAUGAAUAACUACCUCCCUCAGAACCACAUGAACAUGAUCAAUCAGCAGCCAAAUAACUUGGGUACCAACUCCUUAAACAAACAGCACAACAUCCUCACCUACGGCAACACUAAGCCUCUGACCCAUUUUAACGCAGACUUGAGUCAGAGGAUGACCCCCCCGAUGGCCAACCCCAACAAAAACGCCCUGCUGCCCUACAUCCAGCAGCAGCAGCAGCCGCCCCCACCGCCGCCUCCACCCCAGCAGCCGCCGCCACCGCCGCAGCUCCAGGCGCCCAGGGCGCACCUGAGCGAGGAGCAGAAGCGCAUGCUUCUCAUGAAGCAGAAGGGAGUGAUGACGCAGCCGCUGGCGUACGCCGCGCUCCCGUCCCACGGUCAGGAGCAACAUCCCGUUGGACUGCCCCGGACCACAGGCCCCAUGCAGUCCUCGGUGCCCCCAGGCUCAGGCGGCAUGGUGUCCGCUGCCAGUGGCGCGGGUCCCGGCUUCCUUGGCAGCCAGCCCCAGGCAGCCAUCGUGAAGCAGAUGCUCCUGGAUCAGCGGGCCCAGCUGAUGGAGCAGCAGAAGCAGCAGUUCCUGCGGGAGCAAAGGCAGCAGCAGCAACAGCAGCAGCAGCAACAGCACAUUCUGGCCGAGCAGCAGCUGCAGCAAUCCCAUUUACCACGCCAGCACCUCCAGCAGCAGCGGAAUCCAUACCCAGUGCAACAGGUCAAUCAGUUCCAAGGUGAGGCCAGUGUGCCCUCUUCCGUUCUAUGCCAUCAAGCCGUGACAUGUUCUCCCCAGGAUAUAGCAGCCGUGAGAAGCCAAGCAGCCCUCCAGAGCAUUCGAACGUCACGGUUGAUGGCACAGAACGCAGGCAUGAUGGGAAUGGGACCCUCCCAGAACCCAGGGACAAUGGCCACGGCAGCAGCCCAGUCAGAGAUGGGACUGGCCCCUUACAGCAACACACCUACCAGCCAACCAGGAAUGUACAGUAUGAGCACAGGAAUGACCCAAAUGUUGCAGCACCCAAACCAAAGUGGCAUGAGCAUCACACACAACCAAGCUCAGGGGCCAAGGCAGCCCACCUCCGGGCAAGGGGUUGGGAUGGUGAGUGGUUUCGGUCAGAGCAUGCUGGUGAACUCAGCCAUUACCCAGCAGCACCAGCCGAUGAAAGGGCCGGUGAGCCAAGCGCUGCCGAGGCCCCAGGGCCCGCCCAGGCUGCAGGGCAUCAUGGGAACGGUCCAGCAGGGCACGCAGAGCUGGCCGCAGAGGAGCUUACAGGGGAUGCCGGGGAGGACUAGUGGCGAACUGGGAUCGUUCAACAACGGCGCCGGCUACCCGCUUCAGGCUGGCCAGCCGAGGCUGACCAAGCAACACUUCCCGCAGGGACUGAGCCAGGUUGUGGAUGCCAACACUGGCGCCGUGCGAACCCUCAACCCGACCGCCAUGGGCCGGCAGAUGAUGCCACCGCUCCCGGGGCAGCAAGGCAGCGGCCAGGCCAGGCCGAUGGUCAUGUCUGGCCUGAGCCAGGGCGUCCCCGGCAUGCCAGCCUUCAGCCAGCCCCCAGCGCAGCAGCAGAUGCCCAGCGGCAGCUUCGCCCCGAGCAGCCAGAGCCAGGCCUAUGAGCGGAACCCCCCUCAGGACAUGUCCUACAAUUACAGCGGGGAAGCGGCCGGCGCCUCCUUCCCCGGCCUCUCGGACAGCGCGGACCUCGUGGACUCCAUCAUCAAAGCCGGGCCGGGGGACGAGUGGAUGCAGGAGCUUGAUGAGUUGUUUGGGAACCCCUAGUCAAGAGGAACCCCGAGAGCCACAACUCUAGCGUUGAAAGCUUAAAACGUGAAAAAGAAACAGGAUGUUGAGCCAUCCCUGUUUUUUGUUUUUUUGACCCACGUAAACUGAGCAAAACUGCUGCUGGCUGAUGGUGAAGGAUCCAGGUGCCAAUCCACAGGCCCGCUGGGCCUCAUUCCACCUGAUCGUCACACAGCAACCGAGACAACACGCCACGCGGAUCCCUGCUGCAAGAGAGGGAGACACCGCGGAGGCCGGUGGGGAAGCCAGAGCCCAAGCCCCUCUGCUCCGCACUCCCUGUGCUCACCUGGCCCCAGGAGCGCUGCUCCAGCGGCGACAGACUGCUGCCCAGCGUGCGGGCUCCGCCACCCCUCCGGGCCCCGUCCGGAGACCACAGAGCCUCGGGCCAGGCGUGACCCACGGAGGCUGCUGCGAGGUUGCACAGGCCAAGAGCACAGGUCAGAAGCGUGCUGAACUCUGGCUGGAAGGAGAGGUCGGGCGUCGAGACAUGCUACUGUGUUUGGAGGGUAGGCACGAAGAACAGGAGACUACAAAGGAUCCUAGGAGCCUGUCUGCUGCCCUGUGAUGACCCUCAGGAAUUUUAGAGGCGUUGCUGUCAGCUGCCUCUCAAAGAGAGCCAAGUGAGCCUGGUGAAUGGUGUCCCUGGCAGUCCUGGGGGAGGCAGCCCUCUGCCGGUGACCAUGACCGUGGCAGCCGGCACUCCCUGUAGUUGGGCUGGAGCCUCUUGGGGGCCCAGUGUCAUACCGAAACGUCUAGGCAGUUCACAUCUACUUCCAGUGGCCACAGGGUGGGGAGACCCCGACUGGAUGCUGUGUCUGCCAGUGUGGCCACUUUUCCUGCACCCUGCCCUUGUUCCUUCUUGCCUUGCCCCAUCCUGCCCUUGCUUCUCCUUACAGACUAUACGAGAAGAAAUGAAGCUUUUGUCUUUAGGGGGCCUGAGCAGAAUCAUAAUAAAAGCAAGAACUUAGACAAUGCCUGAAAUGCAAAGGCAACACUGGAGUUUUCUUUCUCUAACGUGUAGUUGAGUGAAUAUUCUCUGCCCGGAACUGAGCAGGCCCCUCUGAUGUUCCAUGGUGGGUUACUACGAGCUACACCUGAUACUUCUGGUCUACCCUGGGAAGCAUGGCCCAAGGGGCGCUGACUCUGGCUCCCUUUGGAAAAAUCCCAGGGUGAUGCUCUGAAAUUGGCCUUGCCCUUAAUCCCUCCUCACUGGAAAGACAAAUCUAAAACGCUGAGAGAUGAGGAACUGAAAAGUCAAAUGCUCCACCUAACACAUUUUGACAAUAAAAAGAAGGAAGAUACAGUUCCUUCCAUAUGGGCAAAGUCAUCCACUUCCAAAGUCCUGUGCAGUCGUUCUCUUUGUAAUUCGCUCAAAUCUGCCCCAAUCGAAGUCUGUCGUAAGGGAUGACAACCUCUGCUACUUACCAUUAGGCUUGUGUCUUUAGUCCUUGCUGCUGUUUGGGAGACCACGUGGCAUAAUUAUUGUCCAGAAUAAGAGUGGAGUGUGCUUUUCUCCCACCACACGCUCCCUCCGUGUCCGAAAGCCUGGCUCCCUCUGUGUGUCCACACGCACCUCGCCGCAUCAUGCAUGGGCCCAGGCUGUGGGGAGCUGGACUGGCUGCACCCGCGGAGGAGAGGGGGCUGUCCUGAGACGGUGGGGGGGUGGAAUGGAAAGCUGGGGGCAGAGGGCGGAGAGGCAGCAGGCUGGCAAACACCGCCUUUGGCUUGCUCGCCCUGUCCCACGGUGGUAGAUCUACUGAGCAAGGGGCAGGAUGGAGACCAGAGGAGGCCAGGUGGGCAAGAGCCCAGGCAGGGGCUGUGCUCCUCCUAGGAAGAUGUGGUGGCAGGUGACCAUGAACUCCUUGCAUGGGGAGGGACACCACCGUGGAAACUCUUGAAUAGAAACAGAUAAAAACCAAAAAAAAAGAAAAGAAAAAAGUAAACAAGCAAGAAGACAGAAAACAUAAUUACCUUUUUCUGAAAGGUACAGGAAACAAAUAUAUGAGCAAUGAUGAGAAACUGGAGGUGGCUGAUGAGAGAAGGGGGCUCCAUUACCUUUUAAUAGCUUCCUCCAAAUGCUUAGUACUGGGACCAACUAAAUAGAGAGGUAGAUUUUAAUAAGGUCGUUUUGUUUUGUUUUUGUUUUUGUUUUUACUACGGUGCUGAUGUAUAUGUAAUGUCUAAAAAAGUUAUUUGUAAAUAAGUUUUUACAAUACUGCAGAUAUCACUGGGUCUACUAUCUGUAAAAAAUAUACAUAUAAAUAUAUAUAUACUGUUUGUUUAAAAUAGAGUAUUUUUAUUUCAUUCCUUAACUCAUCAUCACAGCACUGGUAUAUUGCACUUCAGAUGACAUCUAAUGACUAAUUUGUACUGUAUGACCUAUGGCAACUUGCUCCAUUUUAUUCAGAUUUUUCUAGUUUUCUGUUUUUACUUUGUACAUUGAGCAUUGCUUAUUUCCUUUUAAGAAAUGUACAGAACUCUGAAAUGUAGAAAUGAAGUGAUGUUGACAUACCACUUUUAAAGAAAACAAAACAAAUAAAAGAUCAUUAUCUGAA